Molecule: messenger RNA, 1590 nt
Organism: Fusarium odoratissimum NRRL 54006
Lineage: Eukaryota; Fungi; Ascomycota; Sordariomycetes; Hypocreales; Nectriaceae
Exons: 3
Coding region: 1-1590 (529 amino acids)
Molecular function (GO): oxidoreductase activity, acting on paired donors, with incorporation or reduction of molecular oxygen; iron ion binding; monooxygenase activity
Source: RefSeq, a predicted model, not a curated record
AUGUUUUCGCUACCGAUAAACACAGCAGAGUUGGCAUUCCUUAUCCCUCUCACUUUAGUAGCAGUCCUUGUCUUGAAGCCACUUCUUUACUAUCUUCUUGAUCCUCUCGGCCUGAGAAAAUAUCCAGCCCCCAGCUUCCUUGCAGCAACCACUCAUUUCUGGAUUCUCAAGGAAACAUGGCUCCAACGACGCUCCAGAAGUAUCCAUCGUCAGCAUGAAAGACUUGGUGAUGUCAUCCGAAUUGCGCCUAGUCUCAUCAUCUUCAACAUCCCGGAAGCCGUGCCUGACAUAUAUGGCCAUGCUGCAGCUCGAAAGCUUGUGAAAGACACAUUUUAUGACAAGAUUUCUGGUGAAGAGCGCGAUAUUGUCAACGUCAUUGAUCAUGGUGACCAUUCUCAGCGAAGGAAAUACCUUUCCAACUCAUUCGCUCUCAAAACUGUUACGGAUAUGGAGCCUGUCAUCGGGCAAAAUUUCCAGAGAUUGCUGGACCACCUUGACGGUGUUGCAGAUCAGAGCACUAAUAUUCCUUCCGGUCAGACAUUAGACAUUCGGCAAUGGUUCAACUACUUCACUUUGGAUGUCAUCGGCGAUAUGGCUUUUGGCCUCCCUAUGGGCUUCCUGGGAAAUGGAGGCGAUGCGACAAGAGCGAAAUCUGCUGGAAGGCAAGAAUACUGUAUCCCCAGUACCAUUGAUACACUCCAUCGAGGGACAAGGUUAUCUACGACUUUAGCUCAGCUAUCCAGUAUACGAUGCGUCAAACUUGCCAAACGACUCUGCAAUACCACGAACUGGCUGAAACAAUCAACUGGAGCCCAGGGUAUCGAAGACUUUGAUAACGUCUGCAUUGACCAGUUGAGUGAAAGACUGGGCAACGGCUCGCCAGAUCGUUCUCAACAAGACUUCAUGAGCAAGAUUCUGAAGGACCGUGAGGGCAAAGACCGAGGACUUUCUUUUGAAAGACUUCUAUCUGAGUCCAUCGUCUUUAUGAAUGCUGGUAGCGAAACUACUGCUGCUGCUCUUUCAAGUACCCUAUACUUUUUGCUCUCAAAUCGAAAAUGCUUCGAGAAGCUACGAGCCGAGAUCGACGCCAGACUAGGACCAAAUCACGACGGAAUUGUCUCAUACGAUUCUGCUAAGGACCUUCCAUAUUUGAGAGCAUGUAUUGACGAGUCAUUGAGACUUCGACCCCCAAUUGCCUACGCUCUGCAACGUCUCGUGGUCUGUCCCCAAGGCGCAAUUAUAGCGGGCCAUCACAUCAAACAAGGAACGACUGUUGCAGUUUCACCAUGGACUAUUCACCGGAACAGGAAACUGUAUAAGAACCCUGAUGAAUUCGAUCCGGAGCGCUGGUUUGACCCAGAGCAAUUGUCCAAUCUCAGAAGGUACUACAUCGUGUUUAGUCAGGGACCGCGUCAAUGCCUUGGCAGGCACAUUGCGAUUGUUGAACAGCAGAUAUUGAUUUCAACCAUGGUACGGAGAUACAACAUGUACUUGGCAGACCAAGAGAUGAACUUCGUCAUCUUUGAUCGAUUCAACUCGAACCCUGGACCCCUUUCUGUCAAGGUGGAGCGGCGGGUAUUUGUGGACUAG